AUGGAGCCAUCACCUCUCACUCUACAAGCGCGUCCGGACGUCUUCCAACAGAAAGUCGUAUCUCUUUACCAACAACUAUUCAAGGAUGAGGACGAAGUCGAGACGACUGAGGGCUUCUGGAAGGAAUUAUUCCUCUUGAAACCAGACAAACCAGCGCUUCUGCAACUGAUUGAUUCCCUAAGCCCAGAAGACCUGCUACAAUUUCAGACUCAGACACAAGAACUGUUCACGAGAGGCAUAGGACACAUCCAGCUCGGAAUCGCUCCUGGAGAUUCAAAUGCUCUAGAUACGUGUACUGCAUUCCUAGCAGCUGUUUUAUCAAAGAAAUAUACCAACCCUAGUUCCGACAUAAUUAAUAUAUUGGCUGGCUUUGAUCAGGUUGAUGCAAGCUUGUCAGACUUUGUAGCUGCUCUUGAUCAAACCAUCAAGAUGGGAAGAUCUUUGGAUUUGCGUCUUAAGGCUAUAGAAGCCGCACUUUCAGUAGUCUCAGGCGCAUAUCAAACAAGUCUUCUUUCAUAUUUCACGCACCGUGACCUGUUCCCUUCCCUGAUGAAGUUUGUUCAAGAAUCCCAAACUUUAUCGCAUCCAGUCGGCUCCUUCAUACUUCUUGGGCUGUUGGCGAAUUACAAUAAAUUUGAGAUACAAAACCCAUACCAACUUCGACUAGACGACUUUGUCAAUGAAGUAACGAUACAGAAAUUAAUAAGAUCUGUUGGAUACACUUGUGCCAGCUUACGUGAUGAUUAUGUGGCCGUCCAGCAUGACCUACCAGAAGGAUGGUCGAUAAGCAAUACCUUGAGUAUGAUAGGGCUAGGUGUCUUAGCUCCUGUAAAACAAGCUACUCCAGCAUAUGACCCGGAAAUCACAAAGGAAAUGUUUGCAAAGCUACCGGGCAGUGAAGCGGCUAUUUUAUUAGCUACCUAUGAUUUUGUGUACGCAAACAAGCUCUUUUGUCUAAACUUCGUUUCUCUUGGUGCUGAGAAUGGUCAAGAGAACCCAAUAAGCAGUUUUCUUUCCCUCGCUUCGUACCUUCUUCAGCACGCCCACACAUCAAUUCGCACGGCGCAAUAUUCUCACCUCAGUCUCCUUAUAAUCUCACUUUUGGUUGAAGAUAAAGCUCUUUGUGAGCGUCUUUGUGGUGAAGACACCAAGACAGCUGUCAGAUUAUGUCGUCAGAGAUCUCCAUAUUUACCACAUGUACCAGGGGAAAGAAUAAUCGCGACCAGUAUAUUAGAUACGAUGAUAGAUGGCAUCAAUCAUAAUUUAAGAAGACGCCUCGACGUAGAUCUUUACAUACUAUGUUUAGGUGUCAUUUCUCGGAUCAUAUCGCAACUUUCGCGAUCACGAUCCCGUCUAAAAUACCACUGGUCGGAGCUUUUCAGGUCGCUACUUUCUCUCGUUAGGUUUCUUACGACAUAUACAGCAGAUCUGAAGAGCUCAAAUUAUAUCGAGAAACUACUCGAUGAUCUGGUGAAUCUUUUAGCCUUAUCGCUCUCUGCUGGAGAGUCGUUUUUGCCGAAUCCCGCAUCAUAUGAUGACUUGUUUUAUAAAAUUGUCGAAAUGGGAGAGGUAUUGGUUAAAUUCCGGGACAACUAUGAACUUGAAAAAAGGCCCACAAACUCAAUUGAUACUCUGAUCAAUGUUAGCACUCAUUACAAUCAGCUUUUACAGGAUGGAGCAUCGGGGCGUAGAGGGAGUCAGUUAACAAGUGCACAAGUAGCCGGUGUGAUCAAGCAGGGAUACGAAACAUUGAGCAUACAAGCUAAAGAGGGUUUAGACAGCUGGACUAAGUACAGGGAAGCUGAAAAAAAGGCGUUUAUGAAGAAAAUAGCCCGAUGUGUGGUUACAGAUAUUAAAAUCUAUAUUCGGGUAGAACUGAUCAAAUGA
Blumeria graminis f. sp. triticale is the source of this 1887-nucleotide messenger RNA. The record is from the annotation of a GenBank genome assembly. NCBI's taxonomy places the organism in Eukaryota, Fungi, Ascomycota, Leotiomycetes, Helotiales, Erysiphaceae.